Messenger RNA from Didymodactylos carnosus, 672 nucleotides. NCBI's taxonomy places the organism in Eukaryota, Metazoa, Rotifera, Eurotatoria, Philodinida, Philodinidae. The record is from the annotation of a GenBank genome assembly.
AUGUUAGGAAGGACGGUCCUAAAACGAAAUCUUGGUCAAAGUACAGUGGUUAUUCCAGUUUCUGAUCCUGCGUUGGUUUUAUCUCCAAACAACGUGGAUCCUCCAGAAAUGUUACUAAAACCAUCGCCACAGAUUCCUGCUGCUCCAUUAUCUGGGAAACAAUACGUCAACUUACUCGUACUAGGUCUUACGCAAUCGGGUAAAUCAUCGGUAUUAAAAUCAUUGUUGAACAUCCCAACCGACAGUAAUCCAUCUGGUCAAAGAAUUUUAUUUUCAUUACACAAAACAACGAUUGAUCACCUUGUUAUUCGAGCAUGCGAUUUUCAAGGUAUCAAUCAUUUGAAAAUUAAAUACGAAGAUAUAUUACAACAUUUAUUAAACAACGAAAUUUCUCAGCUGGAUCGCAUCAUCAUAUGUUUUAAAUACGAGGAAAAUAUUCAGCCUGAUACACACAUCUAUUUAUUUAUUCUGUUGAACUAUUUAAAACUAAUCGGACUGAAAGGUGAAAAUAUCAUUUUAGCACUUACGUUCUGUGACCACUUCAAAUCUCAAAACGAUAUUCAAGAGUAUGUAGAACAAAUGAAAAUAAAUCCGUUGGUUGGCGAGUUGUUUCAGUAUGCUACUAAAAUUAUACCAAUAAUAACAAAAGGGAAUUUUAAUUAUCGUCGGUGA